GGGGGUGGAAUAGCUGGGGGUUGAAGCAGCUGAGAGCAGUGCGAGUAGGUCACACCGACAACCACAGCGGGAGUACGCGCUUGGCCAAGGGCUCGUAAUUGCCCAUCGGUUUUUAAAAACACUUCUUCUUCUCCUUCUUCUUUUCGUAUUUGUUAUUUUUCUACGUUUCAAAUUCUUUUUUUGGGUUACCAUAAGGAAAAAAGAAUAAAAAGUUAAAAGUGCAACGUGUGCGUCAGAACUACAAAAGCGGUAGGAGAGAAAAAGAGUGGGUGGAGGUGGAAAAAAACACGUACGAUUCUCAAUUUCCAUAUUUAGAAUCUUAAGAUGCAAACCAGGAAGUCGCAGCUUCCUUUCCGCGAAAGACAUCUGGAGUUUGAAAAUCGAUCUAGGAACAGGAGAGAAUCAUCUGUCUCGUGGUACCUCAGAGCCACGUUGGAGCUCGGUAAUUGCACUUCCGUUCGUUAGACGAGAUACUCACGUAGAUGACGUUAUCUACUUUUGUGGAAAAUAGGAUGUGAUGUUGUGAUUGUGCUAUAUAUCCAUUGACUGUCGACAGAAAAUAAAACUUCCUUUUCUUUUCAUGAAAAAAAAUAAUUCUUCGGCUCCGUGUUAGCAAUUUUAAAUGUUUUUAUAUUCGUUGAUUCUUCUUUUUGUAGAGUUUUUUUUUACCAUUUAUUCAAUCCACGAUAGUGAUUAUUCAAAAUCCGUUUCGAUCAAGAUUUAUCUUGAGAAACCUAAUCAAACCGAGACUUAUCUUGUCAAGUAUUUAUAAAAACUUUAAUUGAUCUACAACGAUGUUAAUGUUGCUCUUGGCGAAUAUAUCCGUUAAAGAAAAAAUUUAUCUAAGAAAUCCGAGAAUCAUCUGAUUAAUUCUAGACUUGAUUGAAUUUUUUCUGGUAAAAUUGGGAGUUAUUCUGGAUCAAAUCAAAAUCCAUCUGAUCAAAGUUGACCUUACCGAAGCUUUUGGAAACUUGUCUUAUUUCUCCAAAGUUCGUCUGAAAAAAUUUAAAAACCUAAAUCAAUAUGAAUUCAAAACAAUUAAAAUUGGUCUUAAAACAUCGAAGAUAAUCUUUAAACCAAGUUUGGAAUUUAAAAAUUGAGACAAAUUCAAGAUUUAUGUGAUUAAAUAAAGUUUUAAAUGAUCAUAGGCUUAAAUAAUGAACAUUGUAAUGAUCAAAUUGACGUUGUAUUGUUAAUUAAAUCGACUAUUCGUUACUCUUACGAAACUAACAUUUGUUCUAAUCAAAAUUAAACUAAUCUUAGAAACAUUUUUGUGAUUCUCGAAAUUGGUAAACUUUGUAAAACAAAGAAUUGUUCAAGUUUAUGAAGAAUUAAAAUUACAGAAACAAAGUUAAAAGAGCUAAAGUAACAGUUGUUGAAAUUAAGAAAUAUUUAAUAAAGAAUUUGCAAAAGUUAAGCAUAACUGUUGUUAAAAUUAAGAAACAAAUAUUAAAUUAUUAAUGAAGCUAAAAAACAAUUGGUAAAGUUUUAGAAACAACAAUUGAUUAGAUCGUUGAUAAAAGAAAAGAAUUUCAAUUGACGAAAAACUUGGAUCAGAAUGUGAUGGUAUCAAGUGUCUUAAGGUGAAAAUUUCGAGCAACGAUUGGUGACUGGUUAUUUUAUAACCUUUGUAGCUAAGAAAGCAAACGAUAUUGAGAAAUAAUUAUUGUUGAGCUUUAGUAGAUAUUCCAGUAACCCUUGUUUAUAUCGUAAUUUGUACGAGAACUGUUGCUGUUAAAUUUUUUGCGAACAAUAUUGUCGUUAAUCGUUGAAAUUUACGGUAUCCAUUAAAACUUAAAAAAUAUACAAAUAUAAAAAACAAGUACCUACAUAGAUUAUUCCAGAGGCCUUUGCGUCGAACAGCAAAGUCAUUGUUACAACCGGCAUAGUGACCUAGACGUGCGUCGACAUCUAUCGAUCGCUGAUAAAUCAACAAUGACGAAAAUGUUUACUUAUUUAUAAGGAUUUCAAUUCUGUUUUAUGCCUCGCAGUUUUAGCGCCUUAAAGAUUUUAUAAAAAUUAUAAUCCUUUGCAAAGCAGCAAUUUUUAAUUUACUAAUGAAAUCCUUCUAAAAUUAAAAAUUUGAGGCGAAGAAUAAAUAAAGAAGAAAAAGAAAGGAUUAAAAGAAAAUAAAAUGAGAGUAAUUUAAAGAAACAAUAAGAAAAGAAACCCCUAGGUGAAAGAGAAUAAAAAGUGAUAUUUUCGGGUGUGAAUUUGGUGCGCGCCGGAUUAUUUAAGUGGGUCGGGAUCGCAAGUGACAGAUUGUGAUUGAGGAAGGACCACGUUCAAGGACGAUACGGGCAAGGCCAAUUGGUAAAAAAUUUCGAGAGUGAAUCUUACAUAAGUGGAAAAUUCAUGAACAAGAGGGAUAAUUUUGGAUAUUGGUUUUCAUCAAUUUCAAUUAAAAAUGAAAAAGAUUUUGUAUCAAUUAUUUGAAUUAAAAUUUAUUUUCAUUGCAUUGAUACUUCCAGGUAUUGUGUGAAAAAAUACUUUUUCCGAAUCUUUGAAAAAAAUCAGAAAUUUUUUCUUGCUUGAUUCGAAUCGUAGUUUAAAAUGGAUUACGCAGCAUCAACAAUGUUUGACAGCCUAAAAAACAAUCGUAUCAGCAAGUUGGCGCUCUCAAAAUUCCUGUCGCAAAGCCUACCGGUUACCCCAGCUAUCGAAGAAACAAGAGCACAACUAGAAACAACAGGUUCCGGUAAUCCAGGUAGUAAAUCUCCAGCAGGAGGAACAAGUGGUGAACCACGUACUCCUGUCGCAGGGCCACAAAACAAACAACUCCAAAAUGUCAAAGGCGACCAUCCUUCGAGAGCGUUUCUUCAAAGUAGAUCGGUCUCUCUGGUUGACAUGUACAUUGACAAUUCCGAACCCAGUGAGAACGUGGGACAGAUCCAGUUCAGCUUGGAGUAUGAUUUUCAGAAUACUAACCUCAUCGUUAAAAUUAUACAGGGUAAAGAUCUACCAGCAAAGGAUCUGUCCGGCACGUCUGAUCCUUAUGUAAGGGUAACGCUGCUACCUAACAAAAAAGAUCGUCUCGAUACGAAGAUGAGAAGGCGAACCUUACAUCCUAAAUGGAAUGAGACCUUAUACUUUGAAGGUUUCACAAUCCAAAAAUUGCAAAAUAGAGUUUUACAUCUUCACGUUUUCGAUUACGAUCGAUUUUCACGGGAUGACUCUAUAGGGGAAGUGUUUAUGCCGCUAUGUCAGGUCGACCUUUCAGAGAAACCAACAUUCUGGAGAGCCCUUAAACCGCCGGCAAAGGAUAAAUGUGGCGAAAUUCAGAUCGCUCUCUGCUAUCACCCUUCUAAUUCUCUACUUACCAUACAGCUCAUAAAAGCAAGAAACCUUAAAGCAAAAGAUAUCAACGGCAAAUCAGAUCCAUAUGUAAAAGUGUGGCUGUACGUUGCUGAGAAGAAAAUAGAAAAGAAGAAAACGCCAAUAUUUAAGUGCACGUUGAAUCCUGUUUUCAACGAGACGUUUAACUUUGAUCUCACAUGGGAUAAAUUUAGAGAUUGUUACCUAGACGUUAUGGUUAUGGAUUUUGACAACAUUGGUCGGAACGAGCUCAUAGGCCACAUCAUAUUAGGAGGGAAAAAUGGAAGUGGUGUAUCCGAGACGAAGCAUUGGCAGGAAAUGAUUACGAAACCAAAGCAAACCGUCACAUUGUGGCAUCGUCUAAAACCGGAAUAAAAAACUACAGCUUCCAAUUCUUUGAAUUUUACUUUCUUUGCAUGUUCUCGACUCGCAUUCUAAAAAGUACGAACGAUCAACAUGAGAAUCAUUAAAAAAAAUAUUCGCUCUUCUCAGCGUGCCUGUCAUUUAUCAAAAAAUCCAGAAAAAUUUCUGCUCUGAAAACUAAAAAAAAGCAGAGGGGAUAUAAUGGAUGCAUGAUAAUGAAGACAAACAAACAAAAAGUAGAAGAAGCGGGAAAAUAAGGAACCUAGAGAAACGAAGAAAUGGGAAAGAGAGAGAGAAAGAAAAGGUUUAUUGGAAACAAAAGAUAUGGAAAAAAGCGGGCAGCGAUCUCUAAAACAAUGGGUAGAAAAAAAGAUAAUGGAGAGAAAAUACAAUCUCGCACUGUUCAUUCUUUCGAAUAAUCUCAUUCGUCGUUUUUCAUAUAUAUGCAAGUAGUCAACUGCUGACUACUAAAUUCACAAAAGAAGAAUAAAUAAAAAAAACUCAGUGCCAGACGUUAAAAAUCGCCAUCAUCAGAAUCUUUUUUUUCCUCGCGAAGAGAAAUAUUUCUAAAAAGCGCCCUGACCGCAGUCAAUAAAAAAAAUCCCCCUUUGAAUAAUCAAUUGAAAAGAUUGAAGAGAGACUCAAAAUCCAAUGGAAUUUUUCUCUCCGUGAGUUGAUUAAAUCCGACUAAUUAAGCAAUUGACUAAUUUUUUAGCUCUGUAAUAAGAUAUUGAGAAAUCUUGUAAGAAUAGAAAGUAUUUAAGGACAUAUACAUAUAUUAAUUGUGGGGCGAAACAGAAAAUACUUUUGUGAUUGGAAUAUUCACACUGAUGGCAAAAAUCGACCGUUGUUUUAUACGGACGACAAAAGUCUAUAGUAUUAUUGAAAAAAAUUACUCUUAUAGAAAUCAUCCUCAUCAUUAUAAUCUAGUCGAAAUCUAAAUAGGACUUUGUAGGACAAAAAAAAUUCGAUUCGAUAUCAUUUUUGAAUUCACUAGUUAAGACGUACGCGCAAAAUUUAGAGCAUAUCAUUAACUCAAGAGAGAUUCUUGUUUACCUGAAAUGAUGUUUUAAAACUAAUACAACUUGGUUGCAAGUAACAUAAGUUCAUUGUUCAACUGUAAACUCGCCAAGUUUCUUCAAGUUGAGUAUAAACUUCCAUUGUGAUAAAUUCCGUAGUCAUUUUCGUUUGCCUUUACUCAGCUUGAAAAUAACUUUCGGUAAAUAUUCUAAAAUCUCAUCUUUCAAUUACUUUAAUUUUAAGUUUACAAAAAUUUUAUGUUUUAUCUUACAAAAUAAAAAACGUUAUAAUCCAAAUUUGUUUUAUAUUACAUUUUGCUUCCUCAUUGUGGAAGUAUUGUUUUGACGAAAAAAUUCGAGUGGGAUUUUUGGCCAUAUUUUAAGGAUUAACCAAGUUCAACUUUUUUCUAAAGUUAAAAUUUUCAAAGAAACGUUUUUUGCCCAUAACUUAAAAAAGAGUAUGAAAAUCUAUAGAUAUUUUUCUUUUAAUUUGUAGAGCUUUUUAAGACGCAUCUUUUGACAUAUUUUGGAAUCUUUAAAAAUAAAAUAUGACGGAAUUAUUAACGGUUUAAAAAUAAAAUUUUUUUAAAUCUGACUUUUUUGCAUUUUUUAGUUAUUGACUUAAAUCUCUAUAAGAAAGAAAAAUGUUCAUGAAAUGACCACAAAACAAAUAUAAAUCUAUGAGGAAGCAAUAUGUACUAUAACUUGGCAGCGGUUUUUUUUUUGUUUUUAUAAUAAAAUAUUUUUUAAGUUACGACAAUUUACUUCAUCAAGUUAUAUUAAACAUAGAAAUAUAUUGAAAAUUCUCAGGUUAUAAAAAACUAUUUUGUACAUAAACAAAAUGUUUUGUUGGUAAUUGCGUUUUUUUAAAUCUUUUAGAAUAAAAUUUAAUUUUGAGUUGCUCAACUUCUUGGUUUUUGCAACGCAUAAUUUUUAUUUUUCUAACAAAAUUCAAAUCAAAAUAUACUUCAACAGUUGAAUUUUUUUAUAAUAAAAUUCAAACAUUAUUUUAUAACAUUAUCUAUAUUAUAUUUCAAAUAUUUAUUAUAUAUAUAAUUUAUUUAUUUAUAUUUUACUGUUAUAUAAAUAUAAUAAUUUUAUUCUAUAAGAAUAUAAUUUUAGUUUCUAAGUUCAAAAUUGUAAUACUUUUCAUUGGUUUUGAAUAAAUGUAAAAAACUCGACCUUAACUAGUGAAGUUUCAAAAAACGAUAUCUUUCAUUACUUUCUUAUCCUUUAUUUGCUAGCAAUUACAGUGGAAAAAAAUUCUAUCCUAAAUUAAUUUUUUUAUCGCCAGUGUAGAGGGAAAAAUCAUGUUCAAAAUUCCAACUGUUUUGUGAGUUGCGAAAAAAACAUGUGCUCAUAUACUAGAGGGGACAUCAAAGCGACGGGAACUUUUAUUGAAAGUCGCAGAUCGACAAAUUAGAGGGCUUUUGAUUUAUAUAUAUAUAUAUAUAUAUAUAUAUAUAUAUAUAUAUAUAUAUAUAUAUA
This is a messenger RNA of Leptopilina boulardi, 6185 nucleotides long. It is a transcript of the gene Syt7, whose product is annotated as synaptotagmin-7. Gene Ontology annotation, biological process: regulation of dopamine secretion; cellular response to calcium ion; calcium-ion regulated exocytosis. Gene Ontology annotation, molecular function: clathrin binding; calcium ion binding; phosphatidylserine binding. The transcript is spliced from 10 exons. The coding region runs from base 2554 to 3690 and encodes 378 amino acids. NCBI's taxonomy places the organism in Eukaryota, Metazoa, Arthropoda, Insecta, Hymenoptera, Figitidae. Gene Ontology annotation, cellular component: axon; membrane; synapse. The record is from RefSeq and is a predicted model, not a curated record.